Molecule: messenger RNA, 1863 nt
Organism: Neltuma alba
Lineage: Eukaryota; Viridiplantae; Streptophyta; Magnoliopsida; Fabales; Fabaceae
Product: catalase isozyme 1
Exons: 8
Coding region: 46-1524 (492 amino acids)
Biological process (GO): response to hydrogen peroxide; hydrogen peroxide catabolic process
Cellular component (GO): cytoplasm; peroxisome; plasma membrane
Molecular function (GO): catalase activity; heme binding
Source: RefSeq, a predicted model, not a curated record
UCUCUCUUGUGUUGCUGAUCAUCAUCACUCAGGUUGGCCAUCGCCAUGGAUCCCUACAAGUACCGACCAUCGAGCGCCUACAAUACUCCGUUCUGGACUACCAACUCCGGCACCCCCGUUUAUGACAACGAUUCUGCCCUCACCAUCGGAUCUCGAGGUCCAAUUCUGCUAGAGGAUUAUCACUUCGUGGAGAAGAUUGCAAAUUUUACCAGGGAAAGAAUCCCAGAACGUGUUGUUCAUGCAAGGGGAGCUAGUGCCAAGGGUUUCUUCGAAGUCACACAUGAUAUCACUCACCUCACUUGUGCAGAUUUCCUUCGAGGCCCUGGAGUUCAAACCCCCGUCAUCGUCCGUUUCUCCACUGUCAUCCAUGAACGUGGUAGCCCUGAAACUAUUAGAGAUCCUCGUGGUUUUGCUGUCAAAUUUUACACCAGAGAGGGUAACUUCGAUCUGGUGGGAAACAACUUUCCCGUCUUCUUCAUCCGUGAUGCAAUGAAGUUUCCAGAUGUGAUCCAUGCUUUCAAACCCAACCCCAAGUCUCAUAUCCAGGAGUACUGGAGGGUCCUUGACUUCUGUUCCCAUCUUCCAGAAAGCCUUCACACAUUUAUGUUCUUGUUUGAUGAUGUGGGCGUGCCCCAAGAUUACAGGCACAUGGAAGGUUCUAGUGUUAACACAUAUACUUUGAUCAACAAGGCUGGCAAAGUACAUUAUGUGAAGUUCCACUGGAAACCUACCUUGGGUGUUAAGUGUCUGCUGGAGGAGGAAGCCAUUAGGGUCGGAGGAGCGAACCACAGUCAUGCAACCCAAGAUCUUUAUGAUUCUAUUGCAUCUGGCAACUAUCCUGAGUGGAAACUCUUCAUCCAAACCAUUGAUCCUGAUUUUGAAGACAGAUUUGACUUUGACCCACUUGAUGGAACUAAGACUUGGCCAGAGGACCUGGUACCCCUCCAGCCAGUUGGUCGCUUGGUCUUGAACAGGAACAUCGACAACUUCUUUGCUGAGAACGAGCAACUUGCAUUUAACCCUGCCCUUGUCGUGCCUGGCGUAUACUUCUCAGAUGAUAAGGUGCUCCAAGGUCGUAUCUUCGCCUAUGCUGACACGCAGCGACACAGAAUUGGACCAAACUAUCUGCAACUUCCUGUAAAUGCUCCCAAGUGUGCUCAUCACAACAAUCACUACGACGGUGCCAUGAAUUUCAUGCACAGGGAUGAGGAGGUCGACUACUUCCCAUCAAGGUAUGACCCUGCUCGCCACGCAGAAAAGUUCCCAAUUCCUCCUGUUAUUUUAAGGGGAAGGCGUGACAAGCGCAUAAUUGAGAAGGAGAACAACUUCAAGCAGCCUGGGGAGCUAUACCGAUCCUGGGCAGCUGACAGGCAAGAUAGGUUUAUCCGCAGAUGGGUUGGAGUUUUAUCAGACCCACGCGUCACACAUGAGGUCCGCAGCGUCUGGAUAUCUUACUUAUCUCAGGCCGAUCGUUCUCUUGGUCAAAAGGUAGCAUCCCAUCUGAACAUGAGGCCAAAUAUCUAAGGCGAGCUGCCGAAGAAUGUUGAUAUAUAUAUAUAUAUAUAUAUAUAUAAUGAUGUGGCUGUGAGGCGAUUUGAAAGGACCGAUCAUCAAUCUUCUAGUUUUUUUUCCCUAAUUGCAGUAUCAUGUAUACAAUAAACUGUUUGUAUCUGUCAACUCUCUGUUUCACAUGUCUUGUGCUCCUCCUCUUUUAAUUAAUGAUGUGGCUGUGAGGUCAUUUGAGAGGAUCAUGAUCAUCGAUCAAUAUCCCUUCAUUGCAGUAUCAUGUUGUUUGCCAAUGUGUACAAAUCCACUAGUAUGAGAAUAAAAUCUGCCGGCUAUCUAUUUUAUUUCUUCUCUUCA